Molecule: messenger RNA, 1673 nt
Organism: Symbiodinium necroappetens
Lineage: Eukaryota; Dinophyceae; Suessiales; Symbiodiniaceae
Source: the annotation of a GenBank genome assembly
GCCGCUCGACGCCGAACGGUGCGGCCAUCAAGCAGCGUGGCACGAGGGCAUCCUCCUUGACAUCCCCGAGACUGGGCGCCGCUUGGCCUGUGGAAGAGCUCCUGUGGAGGAUUCUGGCCGAUAGCACGACGUUUGCCAAAUUCCUAGGUGAGUGCCGUGUGGCCCUCCCAGAGGAGGGAUGGUGCUUGAAAGGAUUUGUCUCGGAAGGUGUCUGGACGAACUUCCUCCUGCCUGGAGACUGGGUCGGCUUUCUGGCUGUACGACUGCGAGGCCGCAUGGUGAUGGCGCAGCUCGUGGGCCUGCGAAUGGGGGCCGUGAGCCGGGCUUUCCGUGCCAUGGGUACGCCCUCGGACUACAGCUUCACCUACAGCUUCUACCUGCGCUGCUGCGGGCUCCAUGCGCAGCACGAGCAGCUGGCAAGGGGCUCCUGGAGAAACUCUGGGGUCUUCCGGGCCUUCUUCUUAGGGAAGAAGGUGGAGUGGAAGGGCAAAGUCCGCUGGAGCCAGCAAACCGUCACAGCGGACACGGUGAGCGUCCACAUGAAGCUGCACGAGCACGUCUACGGUGAGCCACUGCUUCUCAUGGCAGCACCCGGCAUGCUCGCAAGAGGACCCCCUCUGAGCCCUGGCGCCUGGAUCUUGCCACUUGGUGGCAGGCAGCCUCUCCAGUUCACAGAGGAGGAGCAUGGUCCAGCGUCGGACAGUGAAACGGACACAGCCCCGGAAACGGAGGAGGUGGAGUCCUCAUCGGACGAGCGGUGGAACCGACGAGUGGAGUCGGAUGCAUCCGUGGCGCCAUCGCCCACGACCGUCAUAGCCAGUGAGGAGGCCAAGCGGAAGGCGGACGGCAGCCCUGAGACCGACAGUGACCGGGUCUGUGUCAUCUGCCAGGGGUUGCUGGGCUCGGGUGCCUGCUCCGAGCCGGAAAACAGCCGGGAGCUCGACCGAGCUCUGUCAGAGCUAUCACAGCGUGAGACAGAGGAGAAGCUGAAGAAACAGCUCGCCACCUUGGAGACCAAGGCCAAGGACCUUGAGGUGGAACGCUCGGAGCUGACAAAGGAGCGAGACCAGCUGGACUUGAAGCUGCGGAAAGCAGAGGCGGAAUGCAGCAGCAAGGAAGCUCGCCUGAAUCGGCUCAUGGAGGAGAGCGACAAGUGGAAGGCGCCGCCUGGUUCCCAGGCUGCUCCGCUGAAAGUGGGCUCCGGAGCUGCUGCCGCGACUGCGAACGUCCAGGACGCAGAAAGACGAGAGGAGCGCGACCGGGUCGCCUCUGACCGCAAAGAAGUAGACCGCUUGACCGGAGAGAUCAACGCCUUCAAGAAGCAGAUGAAGCUCAUCGAGGUGCUGAAGAGGCAGCGGGCUCACAUGGAGGCGGCGCGCGUCCUGUCCUUUACCGAGGACCUGCUGGGAAAGCAUGCUGAUGAGUUCAUUCGCAUCCUCGAACUGGGGGAGAAGCUGGGGGAAUGGUGGGGAAGUGUCACCUCCGGGUCGCAGGACCAUCGGUACCCGCAGGCCAGGAAAAGAAGCGCAUCGCUCGGCUCGUCAGUCAGAUUCGAUGGCGACUUAUCGAAUGUUGACGCUCGUCUGGGCAAUUACGACACAGUAGAGCGGGUAGGACGACGGCAUGGUAUACCAUGUACCACAGUCCAUCCAGGACAUCCAGUGUUGAUGUGA